AUGCCUCACAUAUCAGAUCGAGAAUACUCUCCAGGCUUUCUAGUGCCACCCGACCCUGCUUUCACAUCCCCUUCCAGCUCUCGACCGAGCACUUCUGCUAGCUCCGUUUCCACAGCCCCUUCCAGUCUCUCCGAUGAUGCAUGCAGAGACGAUAUAGAAGACACAUCGAAGCCAGUCGAGACACCGCGAUUGGACAUCGAAUCCAUCCAAAGACCUAAUGAAAAUUCGAUCAACAUUACCUUCUCGCUCUCCAAGGCCACCUCGUCUUCUCCUUUUGCUCUAGGGGUGAACGCUCAUACAGGCCCAGACGAGUCACCCCCAGAAAUCUCACACAGCGGGCAUUCAGAUGAAGGGGACACCGACUCUGAGGUGUCCGAGCCUGAAGAACCAGUCCCGCCGCGGCCUUAUUGCAAGAAUCCUUUCCAAUUCUGCCCUUCACCAGCCGCUGAAGAAUGGGAGAAAAGGAAAGCAGCCCGAGGUGAAGUAAACGACGUGAUAGAUAGGCUGAUGCGCUACCAGGGGUUGGAGGAGGUCAAGCAGCAAUUUUUGGACAUCAAGUCCAAGGUCGACAUUUGUGAGAGCCAAGGACGUAGCUUGAAUAGGGAGCGUUUCAAUGUCGUUUUCCAAGGAAAUCCGGGAACUGGCAAAACAACCUUCGCACGACUGUAUGCCGAGUUCUUGCACUCCGUUGGGGUGAUAAAUUCAAGUUAUUUCAAAGAGACAGCUGGCAUUGCUCUCGCUGUAAAAGGGGCAGAGGGAGCCCAGGACGAAGUUGAAGACAUACUCAAUCACAACGGGGGGGUCUUGUUCAUAGACGAGGCAUACCAGCUCACUGCAGCGUACAUUGAAGCUCUUGGAAAACAAGCACUGGACUUUCUCCUAAAAGCUAUGGAAGACAACAUUGGCAAACUGGUGGUGGUAUUUGUAGGUUACAAAGAGGAGAUGGAGUCAUUCUUUGAGCACAACCCAGGCCUUACCAGCCGAAUCCCAUGGACUAUGCACUUUGCCGAUUUCACCGAUGCCGAGCUCUGGGAGAUUCUCUACGACAACAUCCACGUCGGAUACCGAGGAAAUAUGAGAGUCGACGGCGGGAUGGAUGGGAAACCUAUGCGUAUCGCCGUCCGCCGUCUCGCCCAGUCUCGGGGCAACAGAGGAUUCGGAAACGCGAGAGCAGUGGAGAAUCUCAUCAGUCAGAUAUCGUCUCGACAGGCUAGGCGGCUUCAAAAGCUGAGAGUUCAGGGGCAGGAGCCUGAUUGCAACUUUUUCACGCAGGAAGACGUGAUUGGGCCUGACCCUUCCGAUGUCCUCCAGAGCAGCCACGCAUGGAACGAACUCCAAAAGCUUAUCGGCUUAGACACCGUCAAGAAGAAUGUGCGAACAAUGAUUGGAAUGAUCCAGAAGAAUUACCGCAGAGAAUUGAAAGAGAUCAAGCCGUUCCAGCUUCCUUUGAAUCAGCUCUUCGUGGGAGCUCCUGGAACAGGCAAAACUACCGUUGCAAAACUCUAUGGGCAAAUCCUGAACGACCUGGGCCUUCUCACCCGAGGCGAUUUGAUCGUGAAGAACCCAGCCGAUUUUAUCGGAGAAUGCUUGGGAAAGUCAGAAGCCAAAACGAGAAAGAUUCUCGAGGCCACCGUAGGGAGGGUGUUAGUUAUCGACGAGGCGUACAUGUUGGACCCUGGUGAUCCCAACAAGGAGCAAGACAAGUUCAAGACUGGUGUCCUCGACACUUUAGUCUCCAUCAUCCAGGGGGUUCCAGGUGAAGAUCGCUGUAUCAUCUUCGUAGGAUACGAGGAUCGCAUCCGCAAUAUGUUCCACAACGCAAAUCCAGGCCUCUCUCGACGCUUUCGUGUUGAUCGUCCAUUUCGAUUCCAAAACUUCACGAUCAACCAGCUGCUGCAAGUUAUGCAGCUAAAAAUGGAGCAGAAGGAUCUGUCCUGUACACCGGAAGCGUGGGAAGUCGCUCGAGACGUGUUAGAGCGGGCUCUUAUGCGUCCAAACUUUGGCAACGCCGGAGAUGUCGACAACUGUCUGGCUGCUGCUCAGAUGAAUUUCGAGCAGAGGCAGUCGGCCAAGCCGCUUCAUGAACAGGCCUGCGAUGAGGAUCUGCAGCCUCAAGAUUUCGACCCAGAUUGGGAUCGAAUUUCGAGGGGAGCAACAGAUUGUCAGCGUUUGCUGUCGGGAAAAGUGCACCAGAACAUAAUUGACAAGUUUGUGAAUUAUCAAAAGCGAUGCCUUGGUGCGCGAAAAUACGGCUUUAGGCCUCGCGACCUAGUGCCUACGAACUUCGUCUUCGCAGGGCCCGCGGGAACCGGUAAAUCGACCGCAGCUUGUCAAAUGGGCCGUAUCUUUUACAACAUGGGGCUCCUCUCCGCCCCUGAAGUUGUCGAGCACUCGGCGAGCGACCUGAUCGGCCAGUACGUUGGACAAACCUCCCCUAAGACCCGCAAACUGCUCGAGUUGGCCAGCGGCAAAGUCCUCUUCAUCGACGAAGUUCAUCGCCUGGCUUCGGGCCAGUUCGCAGCGGAAGCGGUUGAUGAGCUGGUUGGGUUUCUCACUCAGCAGGAGAAUGCGGGAAAGAUGGUGGUCAUCCUCGCUGGGUACCAGUCUGACAUACGCAAUCUGAUGUCCAAUCGUCCUGACCUCUCUGGCCUAUUUAAAGAGGAGAUCGCGUUCGACGAGCUGUCGCCUGAAGACUGCGUUGCUAUUCUUCUCCGAGAGCUGGACGCCAAUCGGAUCACUACUGAAUCGGACUUCCUACGAGUUCGUGAAAGUAGAGGCCAUUCCAAUGUGCGAAAACUGUUCAAAGCUUUGAUAGCGUUGCCCGGCUGGAGCAACGCGCGUGACGUGAAAUAUUUGGCGACACAAAUAUUGGGCAAUUUCCUGGAAUCCGCCGCUGAUAACACAACGUCCGACCGGACUCUUUCAGCUGAUCAUGUCGAGGCCUGCAUCAUGGAUAUGAUCACCCUGAGCACAAACCGAUGUAAGAAGCUUGGAGACGAUGGGAAUACCGCCCUCCCGAUUUCACCUCCCCACGCGAACCACGACCCGGAGCCAGCAACACUCGAAGAGACUCAGGCUUCCCCGCCGCCACCGAGGAUCGAUCCUGCGAUCUGCACUCCAGGAGGAGAUACAGCCUGUGAUGUCGACGUCAACGUCAACACGCAACACAAGCCGGACCGCGAACACCAGCCAGGCCCAUCCAAAUCGAAGCAGCGAGAGCGCGACGACGAACCAGUCCCGAACCAGCGCCGAAGCCAACACACAAACGAUACUGACGCCCAAUCCAGUGAUGAGACCCAUGUGUCAAUCCCCCGGGCUCUCCAGCGCCAACAAUCCCCAAAAGUGGAGCAACACGAGAAACAGGAGCCCUCUUCCAGGCCGCAGUCCCUUCACAACAGUGAGGAAUUGGAACAUCAGGCGAGCCUCUCUGAGCACCAGGUCCCCGUGGAAGCGACAUGGAAGCAAAGAAAAAGACGGGCUACCCAGGCUCAAUUACAGACUGGUGUGACCAAAAUCAACACGAAGACAAAUUCAGGUACCCGCACCCUGAUUCGUAGAGCACGCCGCUGGUUAUCUAAGCUUUUGAAGAGAGGCAGGAAGCGUGAAAAGCAGGAAACGAGGGUCUCCUCUCACCCUGGUCGAUGUGAAGCAGGAUAUGCCUGGAAUGCGGUUCCUGGAGGCUACCAGUGUGAAGGCGGACACCACUUUAUGCCAGCAUCAUAG
Molecule: messenger RNA, 3723 nt
Organism: Coccidioides posadasii C735 delta SOWgp
Lineage: Eukaryota; Fungi; Ascomycota; Eurotiomycetes; Onygenales; Onygenaceae
Source: RefSeq, a predicted model, not a curated record